AUGCACACGGGGAAAAUGAUGCAGAGCACUGUUAAAUAUAAAGUACUUGCAAGCGAUGUGCAAGAUGAAAACGACAACGUUUGCACUGACGAUGAGGACGAUGAAAUUACGAUAGAUUUCCACUCGCCCUUCAUCGUUCAGCAAAGAAGGACAAGGAAAAGAGACACCUGUGUCAGGGUCACAGUGGCUGUGAUUCUUCUGGGAAUUGUUUUCGGAUUUAUGAUCUAUGAGUGGAAUGGCUAUUGGCCUGGAGUUGAGGAGCAUCAGGACCUGUCAAAUCAUCAAGAGGCUAACAAGACACACGAGAUUUCUGAGGAUGAAGAUCACGACCACCACGAACACCUCCACCAACAUCAUCAAGAUGAUGGUGACCACAAUGACCAUGACCACAACCACAAAGACGGACAUGAUCAUGAUGAUCAUGCUCUUGAUCAUCAUGAUCAUAAUCAUGAUAGUCACACUCAUGAGCACAGUCAAUCACUGUACCACAAUGCUGCUAUCAUCACAGACUCAGCAAACUGCUCCAGUAUUGGUAAAGAGCUUCUUCAGGAGAGAGGGAAUGUGGUCGAUGCAGGGAUUGCUGCUUUACUCUGCCUAGGAGUUGUUCAUCCACACACCGCUGGAUUAGGUGGAGUGUUUUCUGCAAUUUUGUACAAUCACACUACAAGAUCAUUUAAAGCAAUACGUGACACCUCUCAGCAGCUGCCUACAUAUGGCGCUCCCUCAUUAUUGCAGGGCCUUCAACUGCUGCAUUCCAACUACGGGCAUUUAGAAUGGAGUCGACUUUUUGCGGGCGCCACGAAAGUCGCUAAAGAGGGUUUCCUUAUCGAUGGAAUCCUCUCCAGGGCUUUAGAAACCCACAAGGACAAAAUACUCCAGUCAGGACUAUGUGAUCUGUUCUGCGAUGCGGCUGGCCGUGUGAAAUCAGAGGGCGAGCAUGUCGCCAACGGGAAUCUAUCAGACCUUUUGCUGAGCGUCAGCCUAAACAGCUCCCAUUUCCCGGAAAAUCUGGCCGUAAAAUUGGCUCAAGACAUUUCUGAAGCAGAGAGACCAGCCUUCCUUGCUGCCGCUCAGGCCGGCAGCGGAGAAAUCAAUGAUCCCCUUAUCGUGGCAGAGGAGAAAUACAGCAUUCUUUCACCCCCCUACCAGCUCACAGGUGGAAUGGUAUCCAAUAUAUUAGAUAGAGUCCGAGAGCAAAACCUCACUUUUCCGAGCCACGGAGAUAUCGGUAAUGCCUUUGCCUCUUAUAAUGCCCUCCUAAAUUUGGCGAAUGAAUUCUUCAACACAAGUCAGAGAGAGAUAUUCACAUUAAAUACCACAAGCAGUCAUGUAGGAGUCCUCGAUAGUCACGGCAAUUUCAUAGUAAUCUCCACCUCGCUCAACAGCACAUGGGGAUCUGGGCAAUACUUACCAAGUAGCGGAGUGAUUCUCAAUGACUUUACCUCAGACAUCACUCGGGAGCCUUAUUUUAGUUUUCCUCUAGUGCUAAAUAUAACUGAAGAUGGUGCGGAUGAUCCUGUGGAGAAGCAGUUUGUGGCUGUGACCGGAGGGCUUUCUGCCCUGCUUCAUUCUGUGGUUAUGCUGAGAAACCUGGCUGACGUUGGACUGUCUGCUUAUGAGACUGCGAGCAGCCCUAUGCUCCAUAUAGAGCAGGGCGGUUCUGGGUCUCUGUCUGGCUGUAUUUCUGGUGUCACAAACAGCUCUGUUGUCUUCCGGUUACUUUCAGAGGGAGACGGGCCCGUACGGGAGGUGGGUGAAUGUUCAGAUUGCUUUCUGUCCAUGCUGCUGCAACUGAGAACAGAACAUGUAAGAGCCUAUGGAGUCCCUGCUACUGAGGUCCAUGCUGAUGGAUACUAAUGCAAAAAAAACA
This is a messenger RNA of Sinocyclocheilus anshuiensis, 1870 nucleotides long. Its product is annotated as gamma-glutamyltransferase 6-like. Lineage: Eukaryota; Metazoa; Chordata; Actinopteri; Cypriniformes; Cyprinidae. Gene Ontology annotation, cellular component: extracellular exosome. The transcript has 4 exons. Bases 1 to 1857 code for a protein of 618 amino acids. The record is from RefSeq and is a predicted model, not a curated record.